GGCAGUGUAUCAAUCGCGACGCGGACGUCGGAACGCCGGAGCAGCGCGUAGUCGCCGGACGAUUUAGAUCGUACUGAUGCUGUCGACGAGAUCGCGAUAAACACACGCUAAACCGUUUCGCCAUAAAUGUGCAAAUCAGCCGGUGAUGUCCGAGCGAGCAGCGCCGCUUCAAAAUGAACCUAGGCUCGUGCGCAAGUUGGUUGUGCUCCAAAAAGGAAGAAGAGAAGACCGUGCCUAACCACAACGCGUCCGAGUACCACUCCGUGGUCACGUCGGGUCCGGGACCGAGUCCGGCCAGUUCUAGUUCGUGCGAUGACGUCAUCCCGCCGUCCAAGAACUGCUACCGGCUAGUCGUGCUAGGUUCGGCCAGGGUCGGUAAGACCUGCCUGGUGUCGAGGUUCCUUGGCGGCAAGUUCCACGACAGCUACACGCCGACCAUAGAGGACUUCCACCGAAAGCUGUACCGCAUCAGGGGCGAGAUCUACCAGCUCGACAUCCUCGACACGUCCGGGAACCACCCGUUUCCGGCGAUGAGGCGCCUGUCCUUUCUUACGGGCGACCUAUUCGUCAUUGUGUUCAGCAUGGACAGCAGGGAGACGUUCGAGGAGGCAAUACGCCUCAGAGAGCAAAUAAUCGAGACGAAAGUGAACGCCGGCACGUCUUCGAACGCGAGCGGCCUGACGAGGAAGAAGAUCCAACCGCGCAUACCGAUGAUAUUCGCCGGUAACAAGAACGACAAGGAGAUGAAGACUGUCAGCGUGGACGAGGCGCAGGCCUACUGCGACACGCAGGACUCGUGCUGCGCAUUCGUCGAGACGUCGGCCAAGAAAAACCACCAGGUCGACGAGGUGUUCUACCGGUUAUUCUCCGUGGCGAAUCUGCCGCAAGAGAUGGCGCCCAACCACCACAAGCGGGUGAGCGCGAGCUUCGGCGCGCCGUGUCCCCUGCCACCCUCGACGCCCUCGCACUACUCCAAGAAGUACCAUCUCUCGGUGAAGCGGCGUUUGAGUGACGCGUGCGGUGUCGUGACACCUAACGUGCGCAGGCCUAGUAUACGGACCGAUCUCAUGAUAAUGAGGACUAAAGCGUAUAAUUUGGGUGACGGGGGCGGUACCAACAGUUCGCCGUUGCAGUGGCGGCGGGCGAACGGCGACCGGGCUUGCGUUUUACAGUGAUAUUUUAGGGGCGGGCGCGUUUCGAGGCCCCCGUCAGAAGAAGAGCAACGCUCAAAAUAUUAUGCCCUAAUCAAAACUUGGUCAAUCAGAGUACCGAACGUCGGGCGUAUAGUUUUAAGGGAAUAUAUUUAUGUUAACUGUGUGAUAAUGUAAAACAAUAUAUAUAUUAAUAUUGUAUUUUUUUCGAGCGGCCAUUUUGAACACGAAAACACCAAAAUCUUUUGGAAAGAUUUAAAACAAAUGAUACUGGAACCAAUUUUAGCUGAUAAUAAUACCAUAGCGUAUACUUUGAGAUGUCGUCGGGACGGGUUUAAUGUUCUGUCGUCUAUAACCUCUUCGUUUUACGCGCGAGACAUAUCGAGAGCAAUCAAUAAAUUCCCGCGCAUUACUUUUGUAUCGGGAACAAUCUUUCGAUCCUUUUAACUGUCAAACCGUCACGAUAAUGUAUCACUAUGUCAAUAAAAUCAAUGUUU
This is a messenger RNA of Cylas formicarius (sweet potato weevil), 1648 nucleotides long. RefSeq names its product GTP-binding protein Rhes. The transcript is spliced from 6 exons. The record is from RefSeq and is a predicted model, not a curated record. Lineage: Eukaryota; Metazoa; Arthropoda; Insecta; Coleoptera; Brentidae. Gene Ontology annotation, molecular function: GTPase activity; GTP binding. The coding region runs from base 174 to 1175 and encodes 333 amino acids.